AUGUUUGUAAAAACUGAAGGUUAUCGCGCAAGUUCAUAAUUUCAACAUAGUUUCUUACUUAGGUAACAAUUUACUUUGAAUUGAGGGACAGUUUGUUAUAAUAUACUGACGUAUGGUGUGUUUCAUAAAGAAGCAUUGUAAUUGGAACAAAAGAUUUUGUUAAAAUGGUGGUUUUAAAAGGGGAUAAAUAUGUACUACUGUUAUUUCUUAUAACACAUGCAGCUAAAACCUUGGCAGAAAAGCGGCUCCUCCUCCAUUCGGAAGCUGAUAUAGCUGCAGAACUUAUUCGAUUACGGAGUGAGUUAGCAAACGUAACUCAACAACUUGGCACUGCACUUGUCGAAAUUAAAUCUUUGAAAUCGACACAGUCAAUCACUAACUUACAUCCGGGAUCUAUGUACGUCCGAUGGGGAAAGAAGACCUGUCCAAAUAGCACAGAACUAGUAUAUCAUGGAUAUACUGCUGGAAAACAUUUCAAUGAAAAAGGCAGUGGUUCGAAUAACAUUUGUCUUCCCUCUGAUCCAACAUGGUUACACUAUUUAGAUGGUGAUCAGGGCUAUAGGGCUACUGUUUAUGGUACAGAAACUGACAUUCCAACAAAUCCUUUCUUCAAGUAUGAUAUAGAUCAACAAGACAUGCCUUGCGCUGCAUGCAGAACAGACAGGUCCACGACUCUUAUGAUACCAGCCCGUAAAAACUGCUACCCGGGAUGGACAUUAGAAUAUUAUGGUUAUCUCGUCAGUGCUGCAGCGGUCACGUACCAUUCGUACGAGUAUGUCUGUUUAGACGGAGAGCCAGACUUUCUAGACAAAGGUGCAAAGAGUGAUGAUGAACAUAUUUUACAUCUGGUCGAAGGUCAAUGUGGCUCACUCCCUUGUCCACCGUAUGUCGACGGUCGUGAACUUGCAUGUGUCGUCUGCUCGAAAUAGUUUGCUACAUAUUCUUUGUAAUAGUUAUAAAUGUAUCACACGUUUUAAUUUGUUUCGGUACAUGUUGUUUAAGUUUAUGAUUUUUGUCUUGAAUUUGUUAAUAUGAAAUGAAUUUUAUCGUCACAACAUGAUAGAAAAUAAAACCUGAUAUCUGA
Molecule: messenger RNA, 1084 nt
Organism: Ruditapes philippinarum (Manila clam)
Lineage: Eukaryota; Metazoa; Mollusca; Bivalvia; Venerida; Veneridae
Product: short-chain collagen C4-like
Exons: 4
Coding region: 165-929 (254 amino acids)
Source: RefSeq, a predicted model, not a curated record